Molecule: messenger RNA, 2713 nt
Organism: Sorghum bicolor (sorghum)
Lineage: Eukaryota; Viridiplantae; Streptophyta; Magnoliopsida; Poales; Poaceae
Product: MDIS1-interacting receptor like kinase 1
Exons: 4
Coding region: 954-2213 (419 amino acids)
Biological process (GO): protein phosphorylation
Molecular function (GO): protein kinase activity; ATP binding
Source: RefSeq, a predicted model, not a curated record
AAGCUUUGAGAAACUCUAAUCGCUGCUCCUCUUUUCUCCUCCUCCCCUGGCCGGCAAACCAUACCAGCGCGUCUAUACACGACAAACGCCAAGAGCUCACCGGCGACCUCGACUCUAACACCACCGAGACAAGUACACCUCACCGCCGACGACUCGACUUCAACACCACCCUCACAGUCUGCUUCGCCUAUACCUCGAUCUACUUUAACGAAGAACGAGCAUCCUCACGUGUUACUGCUUCUUCGAUCUGUGGUACCUCAACUUCAUCGACACCACCAUCACCGGCGACCUCGAGUACUUCGACACCGUCCUCACCGACGACCUCGACUUCUUCUUCGAAAACACUCUCUCGUUGGCGACCUCGACUUAUUCUUGGAUAACACCCUCGUCGGCAACCUCGACUUCUUCUUCGACAACACCCUCAAUGGCGAUCUAGACUUCUUCUUGGGCAACACCCUAACCGGCGAUCUCGACUUCUUCUUGGACAAUACUCUCACCGGUGAUCUCGACUUCUUUAGCAACCACCUGAUCACUGCUUCUUCUUCGGCAACACCCUCACCGACGACCUCGACUUCUUCUCAACACGACAACACCCUCACCGGCGACCUUGACUUCUUCUAGAACAACACCCUCACCGGCGACCUCGAUCGACUUCUUCGGCAACAUCCUCACAGGCGACCUCAACUUCUUCUUGGACAACACCCUGCCCGGCGACCUCGACUUCUUCAACACCAUCCUCACCGCGCGCGAGCAUCCUCAUCCUCACCGGCCGGGAGCGGGAUCCGCACGUAUUUCCGGCUGCUUCGAUCUUCAACAACAGAUCUCACAGGCGAUCCACAUAUAUGGUGCUCUCGGGCUGCUUCCGUUGCCUCAACCUCUCCAUUAACGGCUUCACGGAACUCUCUCCAACGGCAACCGUCUGAAUCGAUCUCAGUACACAACCAUGCAGGUUGAUGCACGCUGCCGGCCAGGCCCCCGCUACCACCGGCCUGAGUGUGAGCCCUUUUCUGCCGGCAGCGCCCGUGCAGCUAGUCCGGCUGAGGAAGCUGUUGUACCUGCAGGCGUCAGGUACGGUGCUUGCCGCCGCCGGCGAGGUCUCCGACGGCCUGUUGACAAGCUUCGUAUUACUCAUGGCACUACUUUGCUGUGCUGGCGUUGUCGGCAUCUGUGUCCUGGGGUGGCUGCUGUUCUGGCGCCGCAAGGCCGUGACCUCCCUCGAGUUCGAUGACCAGGAAGUACUUGACAACCUUUCCGACAACAAUAUAAUUGGUCGCAGUGAGACAGGAGACCAACUGUACCGGGUCCGUCUUCAGGACAGCAAUGGCAGCGGGCGCUUCAGGUUGGUAACCGUGAAGAAGUUGGAGAACGAGAUAGGAACGGUGGAUGACAAUCUUAAGAACCGAUGCCAGUCCGAGGUAAACAAGCUGGGCGUCAUCCGUCACGACAACAUCAUCAGCCUUGUCCACUGUAUCGAGAGGGACGACAUGAUCCUGCUCUUAUACGAGCACAUGGAGAAUGGCAGGCUUGACGAAUGGCUGCUGCACUACCAGCCCCUGGACCUGGAAGCCAGCGAGCGGCGGCGGCAUCGUCCGCCGCUGCGCUGGCGUGAACGGCGAGCCAUUGCCGUCGGCGUGGCCAAAGGACUCUUUCACUUGCACCAUGGAUGCAACAAACCUAUCAUCCACCGCAACAUCAAGCCGAGCAACAUCUUGCUCGACGGCGACCUCAAUGCCAAGAUCGCUGGUUUCGACCUGGCCCAGAUCAACCUUGCUGGACUGAGCCAGCCGUUGAGAAACUCGGAACUUCCGGCUGAUUCCUUUGGGUACACGGCUCCAGAAUAUGCGACGGUCGAGGUGAGUGAGAAGGUGGACGUGUACAGCUUUGGUGUGCUGCUGCUGGUCCUCGUUACGGGGAGACCAGCCAACACACCAGGAGCGCGCGGCCACUUGGCCACUUGGGCACGUGGACACCACGACGAACUGAUCGCUGCUGGGGAAUCCUACCAUGAAGCCUUGGGGAGAUCAGUCGACAUGGAUAUCCCGGAUCGGGCCAGGCAGUACUUGAAGGAGAUGGCUGCCGUGUUCAGGCUCGGUGUGGAUUGCACCGUCGCGGAUCCACAGCAGAGGCCGUCCAUGCAGACGGUUCUGAGCCGCCUCCAGAGGUCUUGGUGGCUGUGGGGACGACUGGGACAACAAUGCGUCAGCCUAUCGUGAUCAACUACUACCAUGCAUAUAUCUACCAACAGGUCGGGCCAGGCACCGAGGAUAUGUCUCCAAAAAGAAAAGUCCCGGCCGGGGAGUAGUUCACUAGUAUAGUAGUAAACUUAUUAUUAUCUCCCCGGCCCAACGUCCAAAAUCUAAAAAAAAGAAAAACAUUACUUAGGUAUAUAUGCCUUGACGCAAAAAAAAGGUAAUAGUCCGUGUGGUCUGUGAUUUCGUGUACAUGCAUGUACAUAUGUGCUUGCUCAAAAAAAAAAAACUUUAUGUAUUGCUAUAAUCUAUCUAUAUAUAUUAACCCUGCUAACUUUGUAUAUACAAUUGUUGUCGUAUACAUCAUGCAUGAUCUUUAUGUGUCGUUUACUUGUGCUUGUUUCUGCGUGAUGGAAUAGGGAGCAAGCACCAGUAUUUCUCGGAUCUCGAUACUUUGUUUGGUGGGUCAUGGGUGCACGCCUUGGACUUGAUAGAUCUUGACUUCAAUUGGACAUACACAAUUU